CCUUUGAGACUAAGCCCAGAGUAGAACCUAGUUUGCCUCAACCGGCCACUUUUUCAGCUUUCUAGCACAGGUUUUAUCAAUAGCUGUGUGUGAAAGUGUUUGCUAGUGUUUAAACUCUAACAAGCGAGUGCUUGGCAGGGCCAGAUUUAGAGCAACAUGAUGAAACAAACCUGAAAUCCAUAAAAUUCAAAAGAAUACUUGCAGACAAAACUACUGCCUGUGGGACCCAUAUGGGGCUUAUGGACAACAGAAAGAGGCAAACCAGUUCUUCCAGUUCAGGGAGUCUGGUCUUCUGGUCCUCCUCAUUUUCACGUCAACCAGCGAGGGUGCUGAUUGUGGAGGCAUUGCCCCCCUGUUGGUCAAACACUUGUACCGGGCUUUGUGAUGCCCUGGAUAACUUCCUGUCACUAGCCUGUAGUCUGGAUGGACCCUGCAGGAUACCCCUACUCAGCCUGUACGCUGUCAGCAGGCAGCAGGAGUGUCUACUGCCGUUUGUGCAGGUGCGCGGCAAUUUAGCCAGGCUGCAUUCCUCCGUCGAGGAGCUGAGGUCUAUUCCAGGUGAAGGCUGCAUCAAAAGCGCAGCUAAAGGAGGUGAUCUGCUGCGACAGGCGGUGCUGGACAGUCUGCAGCAGUUUAAACAGUAUAUCAGACACACCAGCACUGGCAACCAGGCCCGCAGCAACGUCUCUGUGGAGGUUACUGUGGUGACCAGCCAGCCGGGGCGCAGCGUUGUUCUUCAGUUGGAAAGCGGGCUCAAAGAGGCUGACCUGGUGUCACUGAGGAGGCUUCUGGUUGUUCAGAUCGUUGGAACGGGUGACUGGGGCCAGGACCCACACUCACCGGAAGCCACAAUGACUGAAGACUCACUGAUGUUAGGGACAGAGGUGGACCUGCAGCAGGUGGAGAACAGCGUGUUCGCCAUGGAGACCGUGUUAAAGGAGUGGCUUCAGGAGCAGGGAGGUGACAGAGAGCAUCUCCACCUACUGCUGCCCAGCCCCUCUGAUAACCCAGUUCCAGUUUGUGUAAAGUGUGACAUGCUGGAGCGUCUGAUAAGCCCCGCCCUCAUCCCGUUGACCCCCAGCCUGGGAGUGAAGACAGAGGGCAUUCGAGACUUCCUGCCAGCGGUCAAGGGCCCCAGCAAUCAAAGCCCGACUCAACAGCGGCUGAAAGCAAUCAAGGUGCUGCAUGCAGACGGAGUGUGUGAGAGCGUGCUGUAUGGGCUGCCGCUGGUGAUCCGGCCCACCACCUGCUGGCAGCUGGACUGGGAUGAGAUGGAGGCCAACAACAACCUGUUUCAUGCUCUCUGCCAGACGCUGUGGAGUAAAGACUUGCUCCUGUUGCUGAAGGUGGAACCUGACAAGAGGUCCACAGCUGGAGGCUUAGGUGUGUAUUCCCACUAUGUCCUCCAGCCAUCUCCAUCUCUCUCCUUCCUCCUGAAGCCUGUCGCCUCCAGAGAGCUGCUGCUGCCCUGCUCACCUCCCGUCUCAAACCAGGACCCCUCACCUAAUGCCAUGCAGACCAUUCAGAGUUGCCUCUCUCAACUGGAUGAGGACUUUCUGUUGAAUCCUCUCUUACUGAGCAGUAACCUCUACCAGCACCUCAGGAGCAGAGGGCUUCUCUCACAGCCACGAUACCCGUACAGGUUACAGUCGACAGCCGCCCACAGAGAGCAGCCUCAGACAGCAGAAAGCAGCAGAAACGCAGUCGGCCGGCAGCACCGGCAGCCUCAAAACCGCCAGCUUGGAUCCAACACCAAGGUCAAGGCCACCGUGGCUCCGCUGCCCUCCGCCCCCUCUUCCUCCUCCUCCUCCCUGGGACCCCCUCCCGCAAAGACCUCCCGCCCUGCUCUGAACUUCCUCAGCAGCAGCCGCCGGGCCCCGGCCAUUCCUCUGCAAGAAGGAGACAAUGAUGACAGUGACUGUAUAAUUUUACAGUAAGACCAAUGUACGCUGAGUGGAAGAAAUGAGUCAGAGAGAGAUGAAUGCUCCACUAUAGAGGGGUUUCUCUGCGUUAGCAGUGAAGCUUAGUCAGCACAAAUAUACACGCUCAUUUGGCUAAUUGGUCUCAGGGUAAAACCUGUGAGCAGCCACGAGGCUCAUAAAGCAUUUAAAAACCUUGUUAAAAAAGAAGAAAGAUAAAAUGCUGUUCAUAGCCUUUACAUUAUUUCUCAUUUCGUCAUGUUGCAACCACAAACUUCAAUGUGUCUUAUUGGGAUUUAAUGUUACAGAACCACACACAGUAGAGCGUAAUUGUGAAGUGGGAAAAAAAAUGAUACGUGGUUGUCAAUUUAUUAUAUGCAUAUAUCUAAACCAUACCAUUGUAGCUCUGACUGUAUGUUAAGGGUUGUUUUGUCCUGCUGGAAGGUGAACCUCCACCUGUCUCAAGUCUUCUUGAGCCUCUAACAGGUUGUCUUCCAGGAUUCUCCGAUAUUUACGUCCAUCCAACUUACCAUCAAUCUUAUCAGCUUCUAUCUCUGCUGAAAAAAAGUAUGCGCCCAGCAUGAUGCCGCCACCAACAUGUUUCACAAUGGGGAUGGUGUGUUCAGGGUGCAUUGUUUUUCUUGAUCGUUGUCAUUCCUUUAGGAGAAUUUAUACUGAGAUUAAAUUAUGCUUAACUGGACUCUAGUUACUAACUAGAUGACAGUUGAUUGCAGUGGAUUUUAUUUGCAGGUAUGAGCGAAAAAAGGGACUGAAUAUAAAUGCACGCCAAGCCAUGUAUCAUUUUCAUUUUACUUCACAAUUAUAGACUACUUUGUGUUAGUCAAUCCCAUGAAAACAAAACAAACAAAAAAAUACAAUGAGGUUUGUAACGUCACAAAAAAAUUAAUUAAUGGGGUGUUAAAACUUUUGUAAGGCUCUGCAGAACACAAAACACUCUUUAAGUCUACAUUAACUCUCUUCAGAAAAGCAUCCUUUGUAAGAACUGAGUUUAACAUCUAAGAGAGUGAAAUGGUGCCUCAGUGCCACGUGCAGACUGCUGAGGCAGCACACUUCAAAGCUGCGCCCCAUAAACAGUGAAAACAUGAAAUGACGGAAAGCAGCAGGAUGAUGAAGGCUUCCUACAGAAAUGAGAAGAAAAAGUACAAAAAGGUUGCUAAUGUAGGAGAUCAGAGGCAGAUUAAAGCUUCUGGGUGUUCAUAAAAUCAUUUCCUGAUCUUAAUUUAAGACCCCCACCCCCCCCCCCACCCCACAAGAGAUGAGAGUAAACACACCAUGUACAGUAAGUACAGUAAUGUGUGCAUAAAACCCCAUAGACAAAAACACACACGAGUGCGCGCCUCUUUUUCAUUUGUCCCCUCAACCCAAGUUUGAACACAGCUGCUCUGUUAUAAGGAAACAGAAAGAGGGGCCUCUCUGGGGGCCCUCACCCCAACAGAUAGCUCCCACUCCAGGGGGGCCUGAAAGGCUGGCAGAAGAACAUGGAAAGUGAUCAAAUCUGCAGCGUGAAAAAAUGUGUGGUGUUUUCAUAGGUCUAGAGGUUACUUUAAGUUCAGCAAGUAGUUUUGGUUUUUUUUCUUCAUAUUAGGAUUUCAUUUGCACACAUGUAGACAAUGAUUCAUGUUCUUACGCAGCAUCUGGUCAGUUAAAUGUGUCUGCUGUCACUUGUUUUAAUUUAUUCCUCUUUGAGGAGCUACAUUAUCCUCACACAAACGCUUACACAGACUUAAUCAGGAUCCCGCCAUUCCACCCCCUUGCUGAACCUUAUAGCACCAACGAAUGACUUAUAUGACUUUGCAGCUCUUCUGCAUUCACAAAUUCAAACCACAAUGAACCCUUUGUCUCCAUUAAGUAUAUGUUGGGACUUUAGAGACUUCUCCCUGACAUUUUACCCACAUUCUCUUAUCCAGUGUCCUUUUGCUUUACUUACAUGGCCGGAGUUUCUUUUUUAAUUACCUAAAAAACAGAGAAGUUGAGUCAGCGUGUGCAGAUUUCUUAAAUUUCUUCAGACAGAACAACAGCAGCCUCUCUGUCCCCAGAGAAGGUCAAAAGGUUGGAGUUAGAGGUUCUUCUGUUUGACGUUAACACUGCCCGACACACUUCACAUUAAAAGCAACAGAUUCAAUUGAGAUGGAAAGAACUAAAGACAAGUGUGAUUGUUUGCCUUUAAAAAGUUGUGGCAGUCGUUAGAUUACCAUUGUCAUGUUGUCCUGUAGGUUUCUGUGACAUAUUGUGGGUAUUCUGUAAUUACGUUUGGCACGUUGAUGUUACAGUUCAUUGUUUGCAUUGUGUUUGGUUGCUGUUUUUCAUGUGAUUUUAAUGGGUGAUCUACAGAGAAAAUGAACAGUUCCACUCUUGAAACUCUACCAGUUUAGCAGGUGCUAUUUUAGUACUUGUGUGUUUUUAACUGUGUUCUUUAUUUACUUUUCUUAUCUCUCUGUAGCACGUGGUUUACUAAAUAAAGGCAACAUUUGGUGGGAGCUUUA
This is a messenger RNA of Girardinichthys multiradiatus, 4423 nucleotides long. Its product is annotated as meiosis 1 associated protein. The transcript has 12 exons. The record is from RefSeq and is a predicted model, not a curated record. Bases 231 to 1937 code for a protein of 568 amino acids. NCBI's taxonomy places the organism in Eukaryota, Metazoa, Chordata, Actinopteri, Cyprinodontiformes, Goodeidae. Gene Ontology annotation, biological process: male meiosis chromosome separation; spermatogenesis; meiosis I.